Messenger RNA from Arxiozyma heterogenica, 1590 nucleotides. It is a transcript of the gene HEM1, whose product is annotated as 5-aminolevulinate synthase. Gene Ontology annotation, cellular component: mitochondrion. The transcript has a single exon. NCBI's taxonomy places the organism in Eukaryota, Fungi, Ascomycota, Saccharomycetes, Saccharomycetales, Saccharomycetaceae. Gene Ontology annotation, molecular function: 5-aminolevulinate synthase activity; pyridoxal phosphate binding. The record is from RefSeq and is a predicted model, not a curated record. The coding region runs from base 1 to 1590 and encodes 529 amino acids. Gene Ontology annotation, biological process: heme biosynthetic process.
AUGUAUCGUCUACAGAGUUGUAAGAAUUCCUCAAUUUUACUAAACAAAACUUUAAUUAGAUCCAUAUCUACGGCUACAAAGAAUCAGGCUGCUGCCACCGCUACCUCUACUUCCACAUCCGCUUCUCAAAUUCCAUUAGAACAUGCCAACCAAUCUACUGUAUUUGAUUAUGAUGGAUUUUUAGAUUCUGAAUUAGACAAAAAACGUAAAGAUAAAUCCUAUCGUUACUUUAACAAUAUCAACCGUUUAGCCAAAGAAUACCCAUUGGCUCAUCGUAAAUUAGAAACCGAUAAGGUUACAGUAUGGUGUUCAAAUGACUAUCUUGCUCUCUCAAAGCAACCAGAAGUUAUGGACGCUAUGAAGCGUGCUAUUGAUAAAUAUGGUGCAGGUGCAGGUGGUACAAGAAAUAUUGCUGGCCAUAAUAAAUUGACCUUAAAAUUAGAAUCAGAAUUGGCCGCCUUACAUAAAAAGGACGGUGCUUUAGUAUUCUCUUCAUGUUUUGUCGCAAACGAUGCCGUCUUAUCUUUAUUUGGUCAAAAAAUGAAAGAUUUGGUCAUUUUCUCCGAUGAACUAAACCACGCCUCUAUGAUUAUAGGUAUUAAACAUGCCGGUGUGAAAAAACAUAUCUUCAAACAUAAUAACUUAGAAGAAUUGGAAAAUAUGUUGGCACAAUACCCACGUAGUCAACCAAAAUUGAUUGCUUUUGAAUCUGUCUACUCAAUGGCCGGAUCUGUGGCAGACAUUGAGAGGAUUUGUGAUUUAGCCGAUACAUAUGGUGCAAUGACUUUCUUAGAUGAAGUCCAUGCCGUGGGUCUAUACGGUCCACACGGUGCUGGUGUAGCGGAACAUUUGAAUUUUGAUGCCCAUUUGAAAGCAGGUCUUGAAAAAUUACCAUCCAAUAUCUCCAAUGUAAUGGAUCGUGUCGAUAUGAUAACAGGUACAUUAGGUAAAUCCUUCGGUACAGUCGGUGGUUAUGUGGCUGGUUCUAAAAAACUGAUUGAUUGGGUAAGAUCAUAUGCACCUGGUUUCAUUUUCACAACCACAUUGCCACCAGCAGUCAUGGCAGGGGCUGCUGAAGCUAUCAGAUAUCAGCGUGUUCGUUUGAAUCUAAGACAAGAUCAACAAAGACAUACAUUGUAUGUUAAAAAAGGGUUGCAGGAUUUGGACAUCCCAGUAAUCCCAAAUCCUUCACAUAUUGUUCCUGUUUUGAUCGGUAACGCCAAUUUAGCCAAGAGAGCUUCAGAUUAUUUAAUGGAAAAACAUAAGAUAUAUGUCCAAGCAAUCAACUUCCCAACUGUGGCUCGUGGUACAGAAAGAUUAAGAAUCACACCUACUCCAGGACACACCAAUGAUUAUUCUGAUGUUUUAUUGAAUGCCAUCGAUGAUACAUUUAAUGAACUACAAUUACCUAGAAUUAAGGAUUGGAGAGAACAAGGUGGGCUAUUGGGUAUUGGAGAAGAAGGAUCUGGCCCUGCUAUUGAACCUUUAUGGACUCCAAAACAAUUAUCUUAUUCCAACGAUGAUUUGAACCCAAAUGUACAUAAUGAUGUUUUAGAUGAACUCGAGGUUUCUAGUGGUAUCUAUAUCUAA